AUGAACGCUUCAGCGUCAGUCGGGGGCCCACUCGCCCCGCCGUCCACGGGCCCGGCCGCCGCGCUGCCUCCAGGUUCUGCCGCGCGGGCCCUGCAUGUGGAGCUGCCGUCUCAGCAGCGGCGUCUUAGACAUCUUCGGAACAUUGCUGCCCGGAACAUUGUUAAUAGGAAUGGCCAUCAGCUCCUUGAUACCUACUUCACACUUCACUUGUGUAACACUGAAAAGGUAUACAAAGAAUUUUAUAGGAGUGAAGUGAUUAAGAAUUCCUUGAAUCCAACAUGGCGCAGUCUUGAUUUUGGAAUAAUGCCAGACCGUCUGGAUACAUCUGUGUCUUGUUUUGUGGUGAAGAUAUGGGGUGGAAAGGAGGACAUCUACCAGCUGUUGAUUGAAUGGAAAGUCUGUUUGGAUGGGCUGAAAUACCUGGGUCAGCAGAUUCAUGCCCGCAACCAGAAUGAAAUAAUCUUUGGGCUGAAUGAUGGCUAUUAUGGUGCUCCAUUUGAACACAAGGGUUAUUCAAAUGUUCAGAAGAAUAUUCUUCUCCAGGUGGAUCAGAACUGUGUUCGCAAUUCUUAUGAUGUCUUCUCUUUGCUGCGGCUUCAUAGAGCCCAGUGUGCAAUUAAACAGACUCAGGUAACUGUUCAGAAAAUUGGAAAGGAAAUUGAAGAAAAACUAAGACUCACAUCUACAAGCAAUGGGCUGAAAAAAGAAAGUGAGUGCCUGCAAUUAAAAAUUUUGGUGCUUCGAAAUGAACUGGAAAGACAGAAGAAAGCUUUGGGACGGGAGGUAGUCUUUCUGCAUAAAGAGCAAAUUGCAUUACAGGACAAAGGAAGUGCAUUUUCAGCUGAGCACCUCAAGCUUCAACUCCAAAAGGAAUCCCUAAAUGAGUUGAGAAAGGAGUGCACUGCGAAAAGAGAACUCUUUCUGAAGACUAAUGCUCAGUUGACAAUUCGUUGCAGGCAGUUACUAUCUGAGCUUUCCUACAUUUACCCUAUUGAUUUGAAUGAGCAUAGAGAUUACUUUGUAUGUGGUGUCAAGUUGCCCAAUUCUGAGGACUUCCAAGCAAAAGAUGAUGGGAGCAUUGCUGUUGCCCUUGGUUAUACUGCACAUUUGGUAUCCAUGAUCUCCUUUUUCCUACAAGUGCCCCUCAGAUAUCCUGUAAUUCAUAAGGGAUCUAGAUCAACAAUCAAAGAUAAUAUUAAUGACAAGCUGACUGAAAAGGAGAGAGAGUUUCCAUUAUACCCAAAAGGAGGAGAGAAGUUGCAGUUUGAUUAUGGUGUCUAUCUUCUGAACAAAAAUAUAGCACAGCUAAGAUAUCAACAUGGACUAGGGACUCCAGACUUGCGGCAAACCCUUCCUAACCUGAAAAACUUCAUGGAGCAUGGACUAAUGGUCAGGUGUGACAGACAUCACACCUCCAGUGCAAUCCCUGUUCCAAAGAGACAAAGCUCCAUAUUUGGGGGUGCAGAUGUAGGCUUCUCUGGGGGGAUCCCUUCACCAGACAAAGGAUACCGGAAACGGGCCAGCUCAGAGAAUGAGAGACUCCAGUACAAGACCCCUCCCCCCAGUUACAACUCUGCACUAGUCCAGCCUGUGACCCCUGUGCCCUCCACGGGGGAAUCUGACAGAAAGACCGCGUCUCUGUCUUCCUCCUUGGACACCUCCUUGGACCUCUCCAAAGAAAACAAGAAAAAAGGGGUAGAUCUGGGCAACAGCUUAAAUGGAGGCCACGUGAGUGUGAACACUAGCCAGGAGCAGGGACAAGCCCUCUCGGGGCCUCCGGCCACAGUCAACGGCACCCUUCUGCCCAGCGAGCAGGCCAGCUCCUCCGGCGCCCCGCUCCCGGGGGGCUUCCACCCAGUCUCGGAAGCCGAGCUCUGCUGCACCGUGGAGCAAGCAGAAGAAAUCAUCGGAAUGGAAGCCACAGGCUUCACCUCAGGCGAUCAGCUGGAAGCAUUUAACUGCAUCCCCGUGGACAGUGCCGUGGCAGUGGAGUGUGAUGAACAAGUUCUGGGAGAAUUUGAAGAGUUCUCCCGAAGGAUCUAUGCACUGAACGAAAACGUAUCCAGUUUCCGCAGGCCACGCAGGAGUUCUGAUAAGUGA
Molecule: messenger RNA, 2100 nt
Organism: Rangifer tarandus platyrhynchus (Svalbard reindeer)
Lineage: Eukaryota; Metazoa; Chordata; Mammalia; Artiodactyla; Cervidae
Source: the annotation of a GenBank genome assembly